AUGCCGGAUCUUCCCACCUUGAUCUCCAAAGUAUCGGAUACUGUCGAACUUUCCGCCUCCACAUAUGGAGGGGGUGAGAAUCACUCCACUGCUGUCUACUUCAGUCCGGUCUGGAUCUCAUCACCAGAGCCAGCAGAUCACCCGUUGCUCGUAGUGUUCUUCCAGGGCAGGACGAGUGAAAUGUGGAAUCAGUCCACACUGGUCCAGCCUGGUCUGCUGUCGUCAAUGGUCGAAAGUAAAGAUCCUGCUGUGACCGCCUCUGUAACAGCAUGUUCACUUUCUGCAUAUUGGAGCUCUGGCAAGGCGCAAAUGCGCUACAACGAAGCAUUCACACUGGUCGAUACUGGCCAAUCAUCAACAAUGGAGCAAUCCGCACACCGGAAGAUCACGCUGGAUAUUGCUGGUGAUCACCCAAUGCAAAGCGCGAAGUUCUAUUCGGCCCUUGUGGGAAUACUCGGGACGACACAACUCGGCAGCUUGGGUCUAGAAGGUGCACUAGCUGCAGCUCUGGUGAUCUGGAUCGCCAAGGUACCAACGUCGGUAUCCAUGAAGAAGUCGAAAUGGCUGGAAGCUUCCUUUUUCUCUGAGUACCCACCGGAGGAAAACAUCGAAGACUACACCCCUUACGAGUUCUUUGCCACACAGUAUGGCUACGGCUAUGGGAUGCGAUCGACGUCUGUAUAUCUAUCCAUGACGGUGCUGCUUCUGUACUGUGUUGUCACUAUUGGCUACAUGCUAUAUACAUUCGCCACUGGCUCGGCCUCAACGGCUUGGAACUCCGGAGCUGAACUACUUGCACUUGCGCUCCAGUCCAAAAGACCAGAUCAUUUGGGUUACGUUGGCGUCGGAAUCGACUCCGCCAAGACUCUAAGUGAAAGCGUUGGAAUUUGA
Alternaria metachromatica is the source of this 891-nucleotide messenger RNA. RefSeq lists its product as uncharacterized. The transcript has a single exon. The coding region runs from base 1 to 891 and encodes 296 amino acids. NCBI's taxonomy places the organism in Eukaryota, Fungi, Ascomycota, Dothideomycetes, Pleosporales, Pleosporaceae. The record is from RefSeq and is a predicted model, not a curated record.